GACUCCCUGCUGAUUUGUCUCGAGCGGCUGCAGUGACGUAAUCCAUAACCACAUUUUCGCCGUCGUCCCCCGCCCUAAUCGCCACCCUCGACCCGACUCCUCCACCCAUGGACGGUCUCCGCCACAGCCGCACUCCCAGCUCCGAGCGCUUUCUCGGCCUCUUUUCCACGCCGCCCUCCGACUCCUCCCCUUCCGCCGACGGCGUCGAGCUCCACGAGGCGGAGGUCCUGUGGACGUCCCACGUAGAUGCCCCCAAACCGAGCCCACGGGCCACUGCGACGCCGAUCCAGAUCAGUGGCACCUUCCAUUCGCCCUCCGACCGCACUGCCACUCUCCGCCGCCCCAUGGACCGCAACUUCGGCAUCCUCGCUGCGCUGCCCGAGGACGGAUCCUCAGACCUGGUUCCGGCCCCUCCUAUUCUCCUGCGUAAGACGUCCAUUUCAUCCACCUCAUCCUCCACUUCCGACUCGCCCUCCUCCUCCUCCUCCUCCUCCUCUACUGCCGCGCGGAUGAUCCCCACGAUCCCCAAGCCGAAGCCGGAGUACUCUCUCUCGAUGCCGGCGGCGAGGAUGCGCCAAACGCAGUCGCUUCCAGUCGACGUGCCGGUUCCUCCCCGGCAGGCGAGGAGGUUCGACCUGGAGGCCUCCGAUGAACCUGAUGCUGAGGAUGGGCACGAGAUGAUGCCGCCUCACGAGAUCGCAGCGAGGACUUACGGAAGGGCUUCUCCCACCACGACCUUCUCGGUGCUGGAAGGGGCCGGAAGGACCCUCAAAGGGAGGGAUCUCCGGCGUGUCCGUGAUGCUGUGCUCAGACAAACUGGGUUUCUCGAUUGAUUCUGUAAGUUGUGUUCUUCAUUGAUGAAAAUCUGGAUCUUUUCUCUGUCCAGUAUGAAUAUUUAUGGCAUAUGAUUCUGAAAUUGUAUGAAAUCAAACUGCAGUUUCUUUUGAUGCGAAUAAUGGACAAAAGCAAUAUGCUUCAGUCAUCAA
Molecule: messenger RNA, 986 nt
Organism: Zingiber officinale
Lineage: Eukaryota; Viridiplantae; Streptophyta; Magnoliopsida; Zingiberales; Zingiberaceae
Product: putative protein TPRXL
Exons: 1
Coding region: 108-833 (241 amino acids)
Source: RefSeq, a predicted model, not a curated record